This is a messenger RNA of Setaria italica (foxtail millet), 2221 nucleotides long. RefSeq names its product UBP1-associated protein 2B-like. NCBI's taxonomy places the organism in Eukaryota, Viridiplantae, Streptophyta, Magnoliopsida, Poales, Poaceae. The coding region runs from base 670 to 2142 and encodes 490 amino acids. The record is from RefSeq and is a predicted model, not a curated record. Gene Ontology annotation, molecular function: RNA binding. The transcript has 3 exons.
ACGAGAUCACGCUGCACAAUCUGCCACUGCUCUGCCUCCUCCUUGAUGGCGGUCCUGACUUUGUCCGCCAGCAACUGAACCGCCGUCCUGGAAAUCCCGAUUGCAAGGUCCGCCAUUACUCUCAGAAUCGCCCUUCUAGGCACAAGUUCUUGGAAGCUGGAAGCAACAGGUGAUGGUUGCUUCUAAUGCGAGUAAUCCUUCAAAGUGUGCAAAGGAGAAAGGAUCACAAUUCACAGAACUAGGCAAAGGCUGCGACACAAGUGAAAGAAUGGAGGUGUACUGGAAGUCUGAACUUCUGCUAAAACGAUUUGCACAUUCGGACUAUUAGUACUUCGCAUCAGUUUGUGGCGCUGAGUUCCUUCUGGAACCGGUGGCACAGAUGAAAAAUGGGGGUGUACUGAAAGUCUGAACUUCUGCUAAAACGAUGUUGCACAUUCAAACUAGUAAUCUUUGCAGAAGUGAAGCUGAAAGAAUGAGAUUCUUGCUGUGACAGAACAAAAAUGUGCUCUCAAACAGAGGUGAAGCUGGAAGAAUGAGAUUCUACGACGCACGCUGAACUAAAAAUUGAAACUUUGAAAGAACGAUGGGCACUGAACUAAAAAUUGAAAGAAAAUCAAAAAAAUUAAAUUUGUCUGAUAACCAACCAGACCACCCAGAUAGUUUGAUAGAAUGUUCAUUAACAUCUUAUUAAUCCAAUUGCUCUGGCACAGCAAGAAGCCAAGAAGUAGCGAAGAGCCGGUAGCCCAGGGGGUGGGUCCCACACUGCCUCCAUUCUGCCAUCACACCUCGCCGCCGCCGGCGACCCUCCCGGCCAUGGGGAAGAGGAAGGACAGAGCCGCCAAGGAGCAGAACCCCGACCUCCCCCUACAUUCCCAUCCCACCACCUCCACGACCGAGCACAAGCGCCGGCAGCGGCGAGACCCCGUCCCGGCAACCGGCUCCGACUCCGAGCCGGACCCCUCGCCGCCGUCCUCGCCGGCGGGAUCCGUGCGGCGCCUGAUCGAGCCCUACUCGAAGCCCCGCCUCGUCGCCAUCCUAGCGGAGGCGACCGCGUCCGACCCCGCGCUGCGCGCCCGCCUCGUCGCCGCCGCCGACGCGUCCCCGUCCCACCGCCGGCUCUUCGUCCACGGCCUUCCCCCGCGCGCCGAUGCCGCCGCGCUCGCGGAGGCGUUCUCCCGCUUCGGGGCCCUCGCCGAAUGCCACGCCGUCGCGGACCGCGGGCGGCGGUGCAGAGGGUACGCCUUCGUGUCCUUCGCCUCCCGCGCCGCCGCCCGCCGCGCCCUCCUGGACGCCCCGCGCGUCCUCGUCGCCAGCCGCCACGUCUCGGCGCAGUUCGCCUCGGCCGGCCCCGACCGGUCCCGCGGGUGCGGUGGCGGCGCCGGGAGGCGGGUGUACGUGACCAACGUCGCGCCGGACGCCGGCGCGGAGCGCCUGCGCGCGUUCUUCGCGCGGUUCGGGGAGCUCGAGGGCGGGCCGUUCGGCUUCGACGCCGACACGGGCAGGUCCCGCGGGUACGCGCUGUUCGUGUACCGCGCGGCGGCCGGCGCCGCGACGGCGGUGGCAGAGCCGUACCGCGUGUUCGAGGGGCGCAUGCUGCAUUGCCAGCUCGCCAAUGAACCCGCGCGGAAGGCCAAGGCACCCCCGGCGCCGCCGCUACCGGCGGCAGAGGCGCCCGCGUUGCAGCCGAUGCUUGAUGCCAUAGCGGCCGCCGGCGUGGGGGACCUUGCAGCCUACGCGCGGGACCCGGCGCAGGCUGCGGCAUUGCUCGGGCAGAACCCGGCGCUUGCAGCUGCGGCAUUGAGCUCUGCAUUGGCGGCUGCUGCACAGAGUCCGGCAGUGGCUGCUGUUGCCACAAAUCCGGCUGCUGCGUCUGCACUGAUGCCAGUAGCUGCGGCCGCAGGAAGACGGACAAGGGCAACGACCGCAGCAGCGGCGGUGCCAUCGCCGGUGAAGUUUGGUGUUCGACCAAGCGGCGGCGCAGGGCUGCUUGGGCCAUACAAGCCACCAGCCCACCAUCGUCGCCAUUGGCGUCUGCGGCGGCUGCUGCACGUGGAGGAUCAUCCACUGCGGGGAGCCAUUGACCACCGACUUUCGUUCAGUCAUGUAACUGACAUUGCAGCGUGCUUUUGUAGUGGCUUUUAGGACGAAGUUGUGUGUCACCUUGUAGUUUUACUUCGUUCAUCUGUGGCUUGUGAGCCUAUAUGUGGCACCUCAAUGUUUA